Messenger RNA from Alligator mississippiensis (American alligator), 14455 nucleotides. RefSeq names its product PHD finger protein 14 (gene PHF14). The transcript has 17 exons. The record is from RefSeq and is a predicted model, not a curated record. Lineage: Eukaryota; Metazoa; Chordata; Crocodylia; Alligatoridae. Gene Ontology annotation, biological process: regulation of transcription by RNA polymerase II. Bases 127 to 2655 code for a protein of 842 amino acids.
CUGCAUCCGGGGCACAGCUCUACCCAUUGUCUGGGUUCCCGGGCCCGGCGCCGGCGGGGCUUGCGGUGUUGCCGCCGCUGCCGGGGCCUGGACCGUGCCCCCGCCGCCCGGGCCGCCGCCGGCUCCAUGGACCGCAGCUCGAAGAGGCGGCAAGUGAAGCCCUUGGCAGCUUCGCUGCUGGAAGCUUUAGAUUAUGAUAGCUCAGAUGACAGUGACUUUAAAGUGGGCGAUGCCUCAGAUUCUGAAGGAAGUGGUCAUGGGAGUGAAGAUGCAUCAAAGGACAGUGGUGAAGGUUCCUGUACUGAAUCAGAAGAAAAUAUUUUGGAGGAAGUAGCAGCAGAACAAGAGAAGGUAGAAGAACAGCCCAAAAGCUCUGCUGGAGAAGAGACACCAGCAACAGAGAAAGAGGUGAUUAAGACAGAAAAGAAAGAUCAGGAGGAAGAGGAUGAGAAGCCAAAAAAGAAAAAAGAGAAAGAGAGAGCCACUGAAUCUGAUGCUGUUGCUGAUGAGCAAUCAAAUGAGCCAAAAAAGUGGAAUUUGCGCCGCAAUCGACCUCUUCUAGAUUUUGUAUCAAUGGAAGAACUAAAUGAUAUGGAUGAUUAUGACAGUGAGGAUGACAAUGACUGGCGGCCUACUGCUGAAAAGAAGAAAGGAAAAAAUGCAUUGCGAAAGGAGGGAAGUGAUGGAGAUAAUGAGGAUGAUGAAGACGAUGGAAGUGGAAGUGAUGAUGAUGACAAUGAUGAGGAGGGCAAUGAGGAUGAUAACAGCAGCACUGCUAGCGAUGGUGCAUCCAAGAAGAAGAAAAAUAAAGUUCUUAACAGGAGUAAUGCUGAUGAUGAGGAGCUGACAAAUGAUAGCCUGGCUCUUUCACAAAGCAAGAGUAAUGAGGACUCACUGAUUCUUGAGAAGUCUCAGAACUGGAGUUCUCAGAAAAUGGACCAUAUUCUGAUUUGCUGUGUUUGUCUUGGGGAUAACAGUGAAGAUGCUGAUGAAAUAAUCCAGUGUGACAAUUGCGGAAUAACAGUGCAUGAAGGUUGCUAUGGAGUUGAUGGAGAGAGUGACUCUAUUAUGAGUUCAGCUUCAGAAAACUCCACUGAACCUUGGUUUUGUGAUGCCUGUAAAUGUGGUGUCACACCUAGCUGUGAACUAUGUCCUAACCAAGAUGGAAUCUUCAAGGAGACUGAUGCUGGCAGGUGGGUCCAUAUCGUUUGUGCCCUCUAUGUUCCAGGAGUGGCAUUUGGAGACAUUGACAAACUGCGGCCAGUAACACUGACAGAAAUGAACUAUUCUAAAUAUGGUGCCAAGGAAUGCAGUUUCUGUGAAGAUCCUCGCUUUGCCAGAACUGGUGUUUGUAUUAGUUGUGAUGCUGGGAUGUGUAGAGCUUAUUUUCAUGUGACUUGUGCUCAGAAGGAAGGAUUGUUGUCAGAAGCAGCAGCAGAGGAGGAUAUAGCAGAUCCUUUUUUUGCUUAUUGUAAACAGCAUGCAGACAGGCUAGACAGAAAAUGGAAACGGAAGAACUAUUUGGCUUUACAGUCUUAUUGUAAAAUGUCCUUACAGGAAAGAGAGAAACAGCUCUCGCCAGAAGCACAGGCUCGAAUCAAUGCUAGACUACAGCAGUAUCGUGCUAAGGCAGAACUGGCUCGCACCACGAGGCCUCAGGCUUGGGUUCCAAGGGAGAAGCUGCCACGACCGCUCACUAGCAGCGCUUCGGCCAUACGUAAACUGAUGCGUAAAGCUGAAUUAAUGGGCAUCAGUACAGACAUUUUUCCUGUGGACACUUCAGAUACCAGUUCCAGUGUGGAUGGAAGGAGGAAACAUAAGCAGCCAGCUCUCACUGCUGAUUUUGUGAAUUAUUAUCUUGAGCGAAAUAUGCGCAUGAUUCAGAUCCAGGAAAAUAUGACCGAACAAAAGAAUAUUAAGGAUAAAUUGGAAAAUGAGCAAGAAAAACUUCAUGUGGAAUAUAAUAAGCUGUGCGAGUCUUUGGAAGAACUACAAAAUGUGAAUGGAAAGCUACGAAAUGAAGGACAAGGAAUCUGGGCUCUAUUGGGUAGAAUCAUUGGCCAGAAAUUGAACAUACCAGCAAUUUUGCGAGCACCCAAGGAGAGGAAACCAAGUAAAAAAGAAGGAGGAACACAAAAGGCAUCUGCACUUCCAGCAGUUCUUUAUAGUUGUGGAAUUUGCAAGAAGAAUCAUGAUCAACAUCUCCUGUUACUGUGCGAUACUUGUAAACUCCAUUACCAUCUUGGUUGCCUGGACCCUCCUCUUACAAGGAUGCCAAGGAAGACCAAGAACAGUUAUUGGCAGUGCUCCGAGUGUGACCAGGCAGGUAGCAGUGACAUGGAAGCAGAUAUUGCCAUGGAAACCUUACCAGAUGGGACCAAGAGAUCAAGGAGACAGAUUAAAGAACCAGUAAAAUUUGUUCCACAGGAUGUGCCACCAGAACCGAAAAAAAUCCCAAUAAGAAAUACGAGAACUAGAGGACGGAAAAGAAGCUUUGUUCCUGAAGAAGAAAAACCUGAGGAACGUAUUCCUAGAGAAAGAAGGCAAAGGCAGUCUGUUCUACAAAAGAAGCCCAAAUCAGAGGAUUUAAGAACUGAAUGUGCUACAUGCAAGGGGACUGGAGACAAUGAAAACCUAGUGAGAUACCCUUCAUGAGACACCACUCUGCCACAACUCAUCCUCAGAAGCAAUCCUGGAAACCUCUUUAAUAAAUGUGAUUUUUAAAAUGUGGAUAAAAUCCUCAAUAGAGUACAUAAAGUAAAGGAAAACAGCUAUCUUGUCUUUUCCAUAAGCUUAUUAUGACAAAAAGUUGAGUUUGCUUGUCAGGUUUGGAUAGAAUGUAAUUGAUUGGUUUGUUACUUGGACUGACAAGGCAGUUAAUUUGCUUGCAUUUUUUUGCACUAAUCAGGAACAUUUGAUAUGUGCAUUGUUGGAAAAUACCGGAUAAAUGUCUUGUCAGAAUUGUCCUAUUAAGUAAUGUCUUUUUCCCCUGUGCUUCCUUGGCAAAUGAUGAUAUACAGUACUUGGAUUCAGUGAAGAGUGACAGAAGCCUAUGGGACUUAAAUGCUGUGUAUUCCUCUGUGGUGGUGGUGAAUGAAAACAGCAACGCUUUGCUAUCAGCCUGCUGCUCUUCUUUUACACAGUUUAAUAAGACUAUUCCUAUUUUUAAAAACUGCCUUAUACAUAGACAUUUAUUUAAAGGAUUGUUUCCUCUAAAUGUUGAGUACAGUGGCAAUGAGACAUGUAACACAGUUGAUACUUUUUAAUUUUGAAAUAAUAGACAUGCUACAGAAGAACUGAUAUUUUUUUUUUUUUUUUUUUUUUUUUUUUACUUAUUAGCAUGAACUAAUUGUUUCCACUUUCAUCCAUUCAAGUGUAAAGAAAUAUAGCUAUAUUCCUUUCUGGAUCACUGCAGAAGCAAUGAGGAAGACCUGAAUAUAUACAGGCCUUAUUUUAUUUGACUGACUUUUCCUGUGGUAUUCAGGUCAAGUUUCCUUUCCACCUACCCCCAUUUAAAUUAGAGAUUAUGUAAAUUGGGGGAGGAAUGAAGAACUGAUCUCAUAGCAUGCCAGCUGAAAGAUCUUUGUCUUCAUCCAUUUGUAUCCAGAUAGAUACACACAUAAUAUUUUGAUCUGCAAACUACAUUGAUCGAGUUCUUAAAUCUACAACUACACUAUAUUGACAUCACCAUCGUUUCAACUUGAACUUGCCAGGAGGUGGGGGGAGAACUCUGUUUAAGUAAAAUCAUAUUUAUAACAUUGCAACGUAUAAUCCUGGAAUUUCUUGGUACCUGGUGGGAUUUUUGUCAUCUAUUAUGAUAUAAUUCUAACUGAAAAAUGCUUUUAAACUUGAGAAAGCAAAAAGGGGGAUAAUAUGCUGUAUUAAGUCAGCCAAGAAACAUAUCAGUUGGUGUUUACUAACCUACAACUCGUAUCUUAAUUGGGCAUCAUGUGUUCGGAUAUAUUAAAUAAAAUUAACUUGAUGUAUAACAAGUUGUAUUAUUUAAAAAAAAAACACCUUAUCAAAUUAAGAUGUUAAGGCAUACAUACUUAAUAUUCUGUAAGACAUGUAACUUUCUCCUUGAGAUGAAGAAAUAUAUAUUCUGAGAGAGGUAAAUUUUCAAGUGCAAAAGUUUAUUUUCCAUAGGAGAGGACAGUUUUGAUGCUGCUAUUCUAGAAUUCUGAAAUACAAUUGACUAAAAAAAAUUAUAUCUAGCCACUAUGUUGAUAGGAAACAUUGUGCAAGAAGCUAGGUCCUAUUUGUUAUCUGGCUAGGAAUAACUAAUGAUUUUUAAAAUAUAUUUUACUAGAAAACCAAAGACGGUGUGACUUUUGGUCAGUAAUAACCUAGUGCUUUACUAGUUUUAGUCCUCAGUGCAGCUUUUAGGCUUUCCUUCUCCCUUGCAUUAGUUAGGAUAUCAUAUGAAACAGAGAAUGAUAGUUCUUGUUUUUAAGUUACUAUCCCAACUCUUCUGUUAUAUAGUAACCUUUUCAAUAUCUAAUAAAACAAAUGUAAUUCUCCAUUGUGCUACAGAUACCCAGGUGCUUGGCCCUGGGGUAACUGUUGGUCAAGUAGCUUUUACUCCAGCCAGGGUCAGAUCCAGAAGGUGUAUGGUGGGGUGGUUGCACCCCACUUUCAGAACAUACCAUGAGAGCUACAUCUGUGGACACGUUUGAGUCCACAAAUCAGGUAAGAAUCCCCCUGCUUCCGUUCCAUGUUUGGUGGCACUUCUUCCCUCCCCCUCCCAACACCUGUUGCUGUCACUGUCCCCAGCUGAUCCAGGGUAAAGUGAGCUCCAGAACUGUCCUGCUGCUUUAUUCCAGCUGGCUUGUGCAGGAAACCAGGAUCACCUGGGGACAGUAACAACAGCAAUAGCUGGUUCCUCCUCCCUGCCUGGUCCCUCCACGUAUACCCUACGAGAGCAGGGACAGGCUCUGGGAGGGGGCAAACUACACACUACCACCACCACUGUCCUUGGCUGAGCCCUGCCUCUGCCCCCCCCCCCCCCAAAUGCAUCCCAGCUGGAAUGAGGCAGGGACAGGAGUGAUUAUGGAACUUAGUCUACCCCCAGGUCAACCAGGGACAGCAACCAUGGCAAGUGCAGGAAACAGGAAGAGAAGGAAGGUACCACCAUGCAAGGAAUGGAAGGGAGGGGGUGCCAAGAGUGGGUGAGGGAAGAUUCUUACCUGAUUCUGGGAGGUUUAAAAAGUUCCUAUUCCUGCAGUGUGGUCUGCCUGUUUUGGUUUGGGAGUAAUAGGGGGAAGGUGGGAGCGGGUUUGCCACCACCCCUGCAGUGCUGGUUGCUGCUCCCAUACCCCUCUCUACAAAAUCCUGGAUCCUCCCAUGGCUACAACCAUUUUAUAAUUUGUAGACACUGAACUGAAAAGUGUAGUAAGGGAAACUAUACAUCAAGACAAUGUUGAACAUUUUCCAGCAAAAUCAGACCUAAAAGAUUGAAAACUUGUAAGAAAGAUACUUAAUGAUUUAUAAAAUACAAUUUUCUGAUACAUAUUCUGUAUUCUAGAAUAUGUAUCAGAAAAUACUAUAACAUGAAAGUGUGAAUGAGCAUUUGGAAAUAAGCAAACAUGAAAUAUUAGAGGGUUGAAUAAUAACGUGUUCUGCUUCGUUAGCAAAAUAAGCCCUGUGUAAAAUGUUAAACUCAUUUGCAGUAUCUUUAUCUUUCAUUCAGUGUGUUAUUUCAUUUGCCUUUUCCAUUAGAAAACUGGAUAAAAAUAUUGCAUGUUUCACCUUUUGAAAUGUAUUUUCCAGUGACCUAAUCCCUAGUGGACAUUCACAGUAAUCACUAAUAGCACCCAAUUCUGUACUGUUGUGUAGUAGUCUGAACUCCUGAAAAACCAAAGCUGCUGGAUUGACAUGAAUAUUAGAGGUCAUAAUUGGAAGAUAUCUCUAGGGAGGUUAGUACAGUGCAUGCUAAUUAUUUGUUUGCAACUAACAAAUGUUUCUACAUCCUAAUUGCAAUGGCUGUCCCCCAUCUACCAAAAAUAAACCUUCACUUUCCUCUGUCUCCAGCCCUUGAAAAGAAAAAAUAUUCUCUCUCUCUCUUACUUUGGUAUCAGUCUUUCUGGUACUCUUUUUUCAUAGAACUAGUGUAGGUGCGUAAGUAAAAAUAAUGUAAAAGCAUGAAAUAUACUGAGUUUGUAUAUGUGCUUUAUGCAAUCUAUAAUCUUAUAUAUAUGUUUGAGAGUUACGUAUACACUGUAGAUAUCUGUGUUUAAUUUACUUUGUGCAUGCAUUUACUGAAUAUAUGUAAUAUGUAUAGCAACAAAAAUGUAUUGCAGAGUUUAUGAAAUACCGUAACUGCUAUGAGAAAAGGUAGUGAGCACAUACUUUUGUUCUAGAAGAAUGCUGUUGUGCUACAUGUUUGUUGAAGUUUAUUUCUUGAAAGUAUUUAUACACUUUAUUUUGUAAAUAUUUUAAAUAGUUUAUUUUCUUUACAUUUGAUUUCUGAAGCAGACAAAAGAUUAUUCUCAAAUGACAGAGCUUAAAAGUAUUAUGUGAAGGCAGCCAGUAUAUAUCAAGAAGUUUAGUUUUGAAAGUUGGACAUAAACUCUGCUUCGGGUUGGUUGUUUUGUUGCUGGUUUUUCUUGUUUUUGGUUGAUGAAAUUGGCUAUCUAGAUAUCUGAAAGAGAUAUUUUCAUUUUCUUUUCCUCAUCUGUGGUAGAGAUCACUGAUCAUUAUAAGCUGCUUAGACACUGUGGUGAUAAGCACGUCUGAAAAAAGCUAGGAUGCAUUAAGUGCCUGAUCUGUGUGAAAUACUAGGCAGGCAGGCUUUGCUUGCUUUGUUCUAAAAUUACAGAAUUGCAUCUUCCUCCUUAGCAAUUUUAGAUGAUCUUGGUAUAUCAUGGAUCAUCUUUUUUUUUUUUUUUUAAUUGAAACAGAAUACAAUGAAAAAUCUACACAUGGAGCCUUAGUUUGAUGAAAUACCUGGCUUUCUUGAACACACAUUUACAAUGUGACCAUAACUGAAGGACUGGGGCUACAUACAGACAUUCAGUACCUACCAGAAAAAUCGCCAUUCUUCCAGCAGAAAACAAAAAUAUGCAGAUGUUCAUACUUUUUUUUUUUUAGAGCUCAGUUCAACUUAGGGGUGUGGAGGUGGCAAUAUAAAAGCCGGAGGGGCCAGGAGCUAGUUGCCAGUCUCAAGGAAAGCCUAAUUCCCAGCCCCUCCAACUUCCCUUUGAUCCCCCUCGCUGCUCAGCUUGAGCAACAGGAAUAGUGAUUUAAGAGUCAGAAGGGCUGGGAGCCUGGUGCGCAGAAGCUUUCCCCAGGCCUGGCUCAUGGCCCUGCCAGGUUCCCAUUGCCACCCAACUAAUUCAGAACAGAGCAGGACAAGGCAGCCUGCUGCUGUGCUGAUUUAUCUGAUUUACUGCUGUGCCCCUGCAGCAGGGCUGCUGCUGUGCCCCUGCAGCAGGGCUUCCAGAGCUUUGCCACCAUAGCUGAGCGCUGCCUUCCCUUUCCCUGAACUGCUUCCAAUCAGCCUGAAGUCGUGCAAGGAGCAGGUGCUGUUCUCCUGCAUGGGAAAACCAGAAGGGUUCCUACCACAGGAGAAUCUCCUUCCUCCUGUAAGCUUCCUGCGAAGCAGCUGAUUGGUGGGGUGGGGAUGCAUUCUGGCGCACAAACCCUCCCUGGCUCUCUGUGGCAGGUGCUGUUUUUCAGCGGCUACCAGCUGCUACUUGACAGCGUACCUCUUUCCUAGGUACAGGAGAGGCCAAGCUGUCAAUUAAUGGAGUGCCCUAAGGGUGGUGGGUGGCCUAGGGAGCAGCCCUCUAGUGUCCCCUAACUGGAGAGCUUGCUUGCAAACAUCUCCAGCCACAGGGUUGGAAGAAUAUCUGUAUAGUCCAGCUUCCAGGCUAUUUUCCUAUCAGAAAACAUUUCUUCCAGUAGAAGUGAAUGUACAGGUUAACAUUUUUCCAAAGCACUUAAGUACCAGUUUCAAAAACCACUUAGGCACUUUUGAGAAUUCUCCUUAUUUGUACUUAUUUUCCUGCUCACAUCUUGGCAUCUUGAAGGCAUGAGCCCGUUAGUCCUGGUCAGGGCAGGGACUGUCUCUUGCAUGUUUGCAUUGUGCCUGAAGCUCUGGACACAUUUGGGAUCCCAAGUUAAUGCUGUAGUACAAAGAAUUUUAAUAUUUUUGCAUUUAGUUCCCAAAUUUGAUCUAUAAUUUUUUUAAAAUACCAUGGGCCUUCCUGAUGAUUAUUUAUUUUACUUAAACAUGAAAAUGUUAGUUCCUACCAUAUUUAACAGUCAGUUUACAAUAAAUGUUCCUUUAUAAAUUAGUAAAUUUAAGGGCAGCCCCUCAGAGCCAGCUGGCCUCUAGCAAUUGCACAAAGGCUGCUUAAAAUUAUGCUGACAGCAGUGGUCCAUUAGGAUGGUUGUAUGAAUCAGACUGUAAGAUGUGUUGGCAACCCACUUUGUAUGCUUCUUAUAUUGUGGGGACAAAGAGAAUUGUAGCAGUCAGUGUAGAGCAAAUCAUUUUAGUUUUGCAACAUCAGGGGAUUCAGAUAAAUAAGGGAAAUCCAUAGAUAUCCAUUCAAGACAGAGAUCUUCCUGUCUAGUACAAAGGAGCCCAACCAGGUGCUAAAGAUCCAUGUAUAUAUUUUAGAUUGUGCUGUGCUUAAACGCCAGUUUAUCUUCCAUUUUUUUGUGCUGUUUGUUAAAUCUAUACAUUGAGUUACGAAAAUAGUUUUGUUGUAAUCCAUGAGGUUGAAUUGUACAAUUUAAAGUAUGUGAAAUAAAGAAAUCUUUCCAUUUUACUUUGGCACAAAUGCUUGGAGUGAGGGAUGAGGUGGGGUGGGGAAGGUGAGCUCUCCUAAGAACAGUAUAUCUUCUCAAUAUUCUGCGGUGAGAGUGUUUUAAUUUUUUUCUGCCACUCUUCCUUUAUGUAGGGAAAAUUAACACACCAGGUUUGGUUAUGCUGUCUAGCAAGUUCAGCCUUUUCACCUCUGGAUCCUGGCUUCAACUUCAGUUUCAAUUAAGAGAAAAAGAAAUAUGGCAGUUUAAUUUUAAUCACCUUUUGUACACUUCAUAAAUUUACCGUAGAUGUUCAUAGUUGUGUAGUACCGUUAUAUGGACAUGAUUUUGAUUGAUUUAUGUCCUUGGCAGGAUUGGCUGGACCCAGUACUUAGCUGCGGAGGUUUGCAUGGUAUUAAGAGCACCUUAAUAAGAAGUGGGAGCUAGCUCUGGUCGGUAGUGCCAGGUUCUAGUUAGGAGAGUGUGGCAGUUAUGUCCUCCUGAUGUUGGAUUAGCAGGCAUGUUGCACCUCUAAAUUUAGGGUUGCACAUUUCUGAUUCUGACUGCAUGUGUCCCCAACUCAGGCUAGCAAUCUGUUUGAUAGUUUAUUGUUUGUAAAAUUCUGUAUGGGAUCACUUGGAACUUUGCCGAAGGAAGGACUGUAUGAUAGAGUCCCCUAACUCAAUGGAUGAUUUGUUUUGUCAGAAGACAAGGUAGAUACGCACCUUUAUAGACUAAAUAAUAUCGAGAGAGAGCGCAAGCGAGCACAAGCAUUCGUAGACCCAUGUUCACUUCAUCAGAUUUGUGUCAGCAAAGUGCUAUGAAUCCUCUUCCUAUAAAAUAUAUUUUCUUUCUGAGCUAUUACAGUAAGCAGGGUGCCAGUAUGUAUAUCUUUUUUAAAUGAGCUGCAAUUUUAUAUUUUUUUUAACAUAGUACCUUUUGGCAUGGCAUUGCGAACAAUGUGCAGUGGUGUGUAUAUAAGUGAGAGAGAUUUUUCCACAGUCUCUGAAGCAUAUUUGUGAAGUUGUAUUUAAAGAUUAGCUUAUUAAUGUUGUGUUUCAGAGACCUGUAGGUAAUUACUUUUACCGCUAUAGAUGGGCACUGCUGUCUUAUGAAUGCAAAAUAGGGUUGUUUUUUUCACCGUGCCUGAGUCAGCUCUUUGUGAAUUUUCAUGAUAUAAAUGAUGGUGACUUGGAAAUAUGUCUGUGAUGGCCAUGCUUUGCCUCCACUUUUUUUUUAUAAAGGCACAGGUCUUUUUCCCUAGUGCUCCCUAUAAGACUUCUGCAGGCCAGCUGAUAAGACUCCCUCCUGCGCAGGUAGAUGCAAUGUAAUGAAAUUGGAUGUGCGUACUGGGCUUUGUAAAUAAAAUGAGAUUGACCCCCCUCCAGCCAUUAUCUCAUUUAUCUGAUUUACAUUGUAAAAUCAGGAUCUACACUAUUGAUUAGAGCAUAAUUAGUUAAUUAUGAACAGGAAAAUACAGAGUUAUGUGAGGCUAGAACACAGCAGGCUGUACUGCUGAAAAAAAUUCAAGGACAUGAGCAGAUGGAGAUCACUUUAUUAAAGAACAAAGCAGACAUGUUUCAGGUAUGGAAAUAGCUAAUCAACCUUUCUUGCUGUGAAGACAUGCUUGACCUCCAUUUUAUGCUUUCAUCUGAACAAUGUUUUCUUUCAUCUGUUGUUAGCAUUUUACUUGUUUAACUUAUUAACCUAACUACUACAAAUCUUGCCUGCCUUCCUCAGUUUAUCCACCUUUUUCAUAUAAAAGCAAGAAAUCAGGUUCCUACCUUCCUUUUUGGAACUGGGGACAGAGUACUUCCUAAUCCGGUAUAUGAUGUGACUUGAAAUGUAAGAGUGGCUGCAUCAACAGCAGAUAGGAAGAGCCCUGUUCUCCCCAGCACCACCUGGGGUGACAAGGAACAAUGGUAAUAAGCUGAUGGACAAUAGGUUUAGGUUAGAGAUCAGAAGGCAAUAUUUUUCAGUUAGGGCGGUCAAAAUCUGGAACCAACUUCCCAGGGAAGUGGUCCUCGCCCCUACCUUGGGCAAAUUCAAGAGGAGGUUGGACGAUCACCUGUCUGGGGUCUUGUGAACCCAGCAUUCAUUCCUGCCUAUGGCGUGGGGUCAGGCUAGAUGAUCUGUUCAGGUCCCUCCUGACCCUAGCUAGUAUGAAACUCUCUCUUUGGUUUUAGGCUAGUCUCAUUCUCCAAUUUGUUCUCAUCAAAGUUCAAAGGCAUAAAGAUGCCAGUCUACUUAACUGCCCCAAAGGUAAUCUAUCUGGACAUCUAAAUGGCAGAUAAAUCUCCCACAAAUAAUGUCAGGUUCAAAAUUAUACUCAUAAGCUAUGAGUGCAGAAACGAAGGCUGGGUUUGAAAAACUGGCCCUUUAUGUGUACCAUAAAGGUUUGAGCCAAAUUAGUAAGAUUAAAAAUAGAUAGAAUGGAGUAAUUUCUUCUGAUUUACUCUUUCCUAUGACACAAUUGCUAAUUUUUACAAUCCAAAGUACUUUGUGGGAGAGAGGGGUGAAUUUGGUAGCUCUAGGAAUUGAUGAUGCAGCAUGGCUGCUUUUAUCUAUCACUAUUUCAAAUACAGCUGGACCUCUUUAAUAUCCUAUGAAAAUCGCCAGCAAGGGAUUGCAGAGGAAAUAGUGGAUUAUAGAGCCACACAUGGUCUUAACUAUUAAAAAUACACAUUGUUAAACUUGUAGCAUACUUGUAGAACAGCAUCACAAUUUGUGCUAGUCAGCAUUUUUACCAACUUGACAGAAGACAAGAACUGACCUGUUCAUUUGCCUCUAGAAAACCUCUUUGUAGAUUGCAACUGAAGUGCAUGAUUCGGGGUGGGGAAGCCUGCCCUGUCAGUGUGCAGACUUUGUCUAAUCUACAAAUAUAAAUACUGUACAAUGCUGGGACUUUCAAUUUGGUACCUUUCACUGUCACCAGAUUAAUUACAUUUUAAUGAUUUGAAGUAAUUGUAUGGCUUUGAUUGUCCUGUUUUCUGGAUCUCUCAGUACAUCCUUACCACCUCUUGGCUGGGACUACAGAGCAGGAGAAAUGGUUCAUCUUGCAGAUCUUAAUAUGGACCUUGCUAGUUGCCAUUGUAACCUAACUGUCUGGCAUAAGGCCACUGAAAAUAUUUCCUCUGAAGCUGCUGCAAGUGCUAGACCAUAAUUCAGGAGAGGUGCAAUAAUUUUGUUUUCAGAGCUGAAAUAUAUGUGAGCUACCCUUUUCUCCAAGAAUUGUUCAGUCUUCUAUAUGUACUGCACAACAGUAAUGCCAGAGAGUUGGUUCAGCAUUAAAUGAUGGGUCCUGAAUUUUGUUGUUAGACAUUGUGCACCAGAAAUGUGUUCUGUGUCAUAGCAACUCACCAUAUUAACAGACACAGUUGUACAAGCCUACUAUGGUAGAAGGCAAUGGCAAAAUCCCUCUGAUUUUAUAGGAAUAAUAUAUAAAAUAGCUAUUUUAAUUGAUUUUUAGAUUACAUAGUGCAUUUGUCAUGUUGCUGUACUUCCCCCUCUUCCCUUCCCCACCCCUGGAUCACUCUAAAUUCCUUUGUUAAAAUCCCAGAUGUAGGUUCUACUGUACAGAAAUAAUUUUAUAAAAACAAUACAAAAGCAGUCUUUCAUGAUGGUAUAGAUCUGGGUUGUAUAAAGACACAGCACUGGAUACUUCUAACACAUUUUAUUUGUGGUUAUGUGAAUGUGGACUAAUGAUACAUGUACGUUCACCAGUUAUAUAUUUUAAAUAAAAGACAAAAAGCCUUAGUCUUUGGAAACUUCCAUAUACAAGUUUUUAAUUUGGUCUAUGAAUGAGAACUUUGUGCUCAGACAAAACAAAAUAUAUUUUUUAAAGUUAAUUGAAUACACAAACGAAACUUGGCUUUAAGGUCCUACAUCAUGCAUCUAUACUCAUAUUGUGUUGGUCAUUCAAUUCCAGUUUACAUAUACUUCUCAAAUACAUGUCUGAAAUGUGGCUUCAGGUGAAAUCAGAAAGUUGGGUAUUCUAGAAACAAAAAGGAAAUUUUAAAGUGUGGUUUUGAAAAGUAAAGAUUUUAUUUUUUUUAAGGGAAUAAUUUUGUUAAUUAUCUUUUUUUUCCAAGUGUUAAACUGGAGGUAAGUGCUUUGCUAACAGAUUCCACUGUAGAUUUUAGUGUAAAACUGAGUAUAACUAGUAUAUUUUAAAGUUGAAUUGAAAUGUAAUGUUUGAGGAUCUCUGAGCAUUUAAAAAAAGAAUGUGCUGUUAGAACAUUUGAGCGUAUGCUUUGCAGAAUAAGUUUCAAAACUUUGAAUUCAUAUUGGUUAGUAGUACUACAGCCCUUUUCAGAUGAAGAAUCCAAGGCAAAAGGCAGAUAAAUCACUUGCCUAAGGAUGCAAAAGUUAUUGAUAGGAAAAGGGUGCAGGAAUCCAGGCUCACAUCUCCUGCCCUGUCUCUUUUUUGUAGUCCUUGCCUAUGUAAGAACUUUUAAUUCUUUGUAUUUCUAGUUCUUCCUAGAAUAUUCACUUAGGAAAUGACAAUAACAUAUAAAGACAUCACUGACAAGUGUCUUGGAGGGUCAGAGAUUUCAUUCUUAACAUAUGGCUAUUAAAAAGUGGAGUCAACUCCAGUAUGUGCACCCUUAACAGAAAUGGUAGAGAAAUCUUUGUUUAGGUUACUAAAUACUGCCACAGACUGGUUAUUUGUUCAUGUGAAGAUUAUAGUUUAAAGACAAAGAAUGUGAAUGCUUUUCUUCUUAAUAAUGAUUGUAAAUUCUUUUUGUGUAAUCCUUUGUCCAUUAUGUGCUCUGUGUUCUGUUAAUAAUGCAUUAAAUAUUUUUAACCUUGGUGUGAUAAAGAAUGCACUGUACCUUUAUUUUAAUGUGUAUAUAAGGUGGCAUUCUGCAAGUUGAAGUCUGCUACAAUUUUAGACAUUUUUUUAAAUAUUUACUUUGUAAGUUUUAUUUUUGGAUUGCUUGCCUUUUGAGUUCUUAAUUCAAAUAUUUGAGACAACUAAAUCAAAUAGAGAGAAUCUGACAAAAUUAAUUUUAAAAAGCAUUCCCUUUUGUAUAAGAAGACAUAGGGCAAAUGCAACUAAAGUGAAGACAACUGCUUCAAUAAGAUAAAUGAAUGUUCACAAUCUGCUGUUAAAUUCUUUUUCCCUGUUGAGCAUAUUGCCUACUGUAAUUCUCGUUUCAUGAAACACUGUAGUAUAUCUACUCAAAUACUGUUUCAGUAGAUGGAGAAUGUCUGAGUAAAAAAUAGCUGUGAUAGAUAUUUCUGUCUGUUGUCUGAGCUACAUGUAGUAAAAAAUACUAUCAAAAGGCUUGUUAGUAAGCCCAAAAUUGUGGUUUUGUCAGUUAUAAUAAGGAAAAGAUGGCAACAACAUAUUUUUAAAUAAACCUUUUCUAAGUAGAAAAUCUAAUCCUUAAUGAAUAUUUGUGCAAACUUUUAUUUCUGCUAAUUCAUAAAAUUGUGAACUGUGUAUUAUUUGGUUUACUAAAUGUAUGAGGGGACAUUAUGAAGGUUUGGCCAAGAAAUGUGUAAUGUAAAAAGUGCUGUAACUUGGAAAGCAAACUCUGUAAAUUGUUGUUGCUUAUGCCAUGGAUUCUAUAAAACAACAAUGUAGCUGAAAGAAAAAUCCUGAAAAAUUUGCAAAUUGUCCUGCAAUAUUUUUCGUUGAUCAUAUGUUGUAGCAUUUGUUUGCAAAACUAUUAAAAUACAUAUUUUCAACAUCAAA